Messenger RNA from Candida dubliniensis CD36, 882 nucleotides. RefSeq lists its product as uncharacterized. Lineage: Eukaryota; Fungi; Ascomycota; Pichiomycetes; Serinales; Debaryomycetaceae. Gene Ontology annotation, molecular function: syntaxin binding; soluble NSF attachment protein activity. Gene Ontology annotation, cellular component: SNARE complex; vacuolar membrane. The transcript has a single exon. Gene Ontology annotation, biological process: SNARE complex disassembly; intracellular protein transport. The coding region runs from base 1 to 882 and encodes 293 amino acids. The record is from RefSeq and is a predicted model, not a curated record.
AUGUCAGAUCCUCGUUCAUUGAUAGCUGAAGCUGAGAAGCUUCUUAAACCACAACUGGGUUUUUUUCUGUUUCUUUCUGGCUCCUCUGCCUCCAUGAGAAAGGAAGAUGCAACUGAUCUUUACAUUCAAGCAGCCAAUCUGUAUCGAUUAAAGAAAGAUUUCAAUUUGGCAGGUGCUCAAUUUGUCAAGGCAGCUGAAAUACAGGAGAGUUUAGGUAAUCAUAAUGAUACUGCUAACCAUCUAGUCGAAGCUUACAAGUGUUUUAAAGGUGUAUCGCCAACAGACGCAAUUUCGUCAUUGUCGAAGGCAAUCCAUAUUUUCUUAACGCAAAAUGGCCAAUUUAGAAGAGCCGCAAAUUUCACUAUGGAUUUAGCUGAGCUUUACGAAUCAGUUAAUGAUUACGAAAAUGCCAGCAAAAGCUAUGAACAGGCCGGAGAUUACUUUACCACUGAUCAUGCUGAAGCUCUUGCCAACAAAGCAUUUUUGAAAUGUGCAGACUUGUAUGCAUUGAAUGGGAAUUAUAAAAAAGCUGUGGAAUUAUAUGAUAACAUCAUUAAAAACCUGCUUGGGAAUUCUUUAUCAAGAUGGAGUUUAAAGGAUUAUUUCUUCAAGGUAGUCUUGUGUGUCUUGUGCAUGGAUGAUGUAAUUGAAGCUCACAAAAGGAAGGAUCAAUUCCUUCAAGACGAUCCAAGCUGGGGACAAUCAAGAGAGUACAAAUUAGUUGAAGGUAUACUUGAGAGUAUCGAUCAAGGGGAUGUUGAAGGUUUUUCAGACAAAGUAUUUGAUUUCGAUCAGUUCAGUAAGCUUGACAAAUUGAAGACCCAGUUGUUGUUGAAAGUGAAGAACUCGGUUGUUGCCAAGGAUGAUGAUGAUUUGUUAUAG